Molecule: messenger RNA, 1071 nt
Organism: Entrophospora sp. SA101
Lineage: Eukaryota; Fungi; Glomeromycota; Glomeromycetes; Entrophosporales; Entrophosporaceae
Source: the annotation of a GenBank genome assembly
AUGGGAAAAAAAUUUUGGAAACGAUUUUUUACUAAUUUUCAUAGUAAUUAUAGCGAGGAUGGUAAUAGUAUUGGACAUAAAAAAACUAAAAGCGAUAUCAGUGAUAUGAGCGAGGAUUCAAUAGGCAAAGAAGCCAAAGAAUUAUUUAAGAAAAUCAAUGAUCGAAAGUUCAUAAACCAAGAUGAUGCUAAAGAAAUCUUGCCGGUAGAUGAUGACGAAACUGAUAGAAUAAAUUUGGUGCAUUUCUUCAAGAAAGAAUUGUGGCCGCAAAGUAAAGCAUCUUUUUCUUCUCCGGUUAAAGAAAUAUUAAGAUCCGGUGCUGAAAUACUUGAUGCUGGAUUUGUACAUUUGACUGCUCAACUGGUUUCAGAAUAUUGUUCUGGUGGCACACUAUUACAGCAUCUUAUAAAGAAAUGUACCAAUAAUGGCAAUGUUGAAAAAGAGAUUGUCAAAGGAUUAGAUGAAGAUGAAGCACGUAAUAUAUUUUUAGAGGUUGUUAAUGCAGUAAGAUAUUUGCAUAAUGAUAUGGGAUUAGUGCAUAAAGAUAUCAAGUUGGAUAAUAUUUUAUUGGGUAGAAAUAAUACUUGGAAAUUGUGUGAUUUUGGAUUAACAGAAUUCCAAAAUCCACAUGUGAAUGGAUUUGAUAAUAUUGUUUUUGAUGAUAUAGUUUGUGGCUCUUUGACAUAUUCUUCACCUGAACAAAUAAAAUCAAAAAAGCCACUUAAAAUUCCUACAGUCGAUAUAUGGAGUUUAGGUGUUGUGGUGUUUGCAUUGGUUACUUCUCAAUUACCAUUUCUGGACAAAUUUGAGCCAAGACUACAAUACAAAAUCCUCAAUGGUAGAUAUGAUGAAUCACUGUUGCAGCAUGCAGGUGUCAGUAAUGAAUUUCAUGAUUUACUAAAAGGAAUGUUCAAGACAAAGCCUGAUCAAAGAUUAACAAUAAAUCAAAUACUAGAUCAUCCUUGGUGUUCAAAUCUAAAGGCUGGUCUUAUUAUAGCUAAGUUAAUGAAAAUAGUAGCAGGGACAGACAAUGUCCUGAAGGAUCAUUUUCAUAUUAAUAUUGAGAAGUGA